Echinops telfairi (small Madagascar hedgehog) is the source of this 987-nucleotide messenger RNA. RefSeq names its product ganglioside-induced differentiation-associated protein 2-like. The transcript has 2 exons. The coding region runs from base 1 to 912 and encodes 303 amino acids. The record is from RefSeq and is a predicted model, not a curated record. Lineage: Eukaryota; Metazoa; Chordata; Mammalia; Afrosoricida; Tenrecidae.
AUGACUAACUAUAGAACAAUCCUGAUCAAAAGAGAGAUUCAUGGGGAGACCAUUGAAAAAGUAGUAUUUGCCGUCUCUGAACUUGAAGAGGCUACCUACCAAAGGCUGCUACCUCUGUAUUUCCCAAGGUCGUUGGAGGAGGAGAGCCAGUCAUUGCCAUACCUUCCUGCGGAUAUUGGAAAUUCAGAAGUGGAGCCUGUAGUACCUGAACGGCAGAUUAGGAUAAGUGAAAAGCCUGGUGCCCCCGAGGAUGACCAGGAAGAAGAGGAGGGUUUGGGAGUUGACCUCUCUUUCAUUGGCUCUCAUGCAUUUGCUCAAAUGGAAGGAGAUAUUGAUAAGCAAAGAAGAUUGAUCCUCCAGGGACAAUUAUCAGAGGCAGCCCUACAGAAGCAGCAUCAAAGAAAUUAUAAUUGUUGGUUAUGCCAAGCAAGAUCUGAGGAUCUGUCCCAUAUUGCUUCUCUAAAAGCUUUAUACCAAACAGGUGUUGAUAACUGUGGCUGCACCGUGAUGGUGGUAGUUGGAAGAAACAUCCCUGUAACAUUAAUAGAUAUGGACAAGGCUCUCCUGUAUCUCAUCCAUGUAACGGAUCACAUCGCUGUGAAGGAAUAUGUAUUAGUGUAUUUUCACACACUGACCAGCGAAUACAAUCACCUCGACACCGAUUUCCUGAAGAAACUCUAUGAUGUUGUGGAUGUCAAGUACAAAAGGAAUUUAAAGGCUGUAUAUUUUGUUCAUCCAACAUUUCGUUCAAAGGUGUCAACAUGGUUUUUUACCACCUUUUCUGUCUCAGGACUGAAGGACAAAAUCCACCAUGUGGAUAGCCUCCACCAGCUAUUUUCUGCCAUAUCUCCAGAACAGAUCGACUUUCUUCCUUUUGUCCUUGAAUAUGAUGCUCGGGAAAAUGGGCCAUAGUAUACAUCGGAUCCCCCGUCACCAGAUUUCUGACCUGCCGUCUUCAGUGCUGCUGGUUGCCAAGAAUGCCACUUU